AUGGAUGCAGCUGAUCAGGUUUUGAACCAGUCUGAUCGUGAAGAUUUUCAAGAUAGGAUCAGUGACCUCCCCAGAAGUGUUCUUACUCACAUUUUAUCUCGCCUUACGACUAAGGAUGCAGUGGCAACGAGUGCUCUGUCUAAGACUUGGAAGAUGAAGUGGACGUGCAUUUUUAAUUUGGACUUCAACGAUACAUCCCUCUAUUCUCACAGGGUAAUAAAUAGGGAAAGAUUUGUUUCAUUUGUCGAAAAGGUACUUCACCACUGCGGGAAUUUGAGAAUUCGUGGCUUUCAUCUAGUAUGUUCCAAGAGCUACAAUGCAUGCCAAGUUACUAGAUGGAUUUUGACUGCACUGAGGCAAGGCGUCAAGAAUUUUUCCCUAGAUUAUCCAAGUGGAAACUUCUCAUUUCCAAGCUGUUUUCUAGGCUCGGAGUCAUUAGAGGAAGUGACGAUUUCAAUUCCUUGGACCGUUGAAAUUUAUCCAAUUACUUCAUUCAGAAACCUGAAAAUCUUACGUCUCACCAGAAUGAAGUUCGAGAACAUGGAUUAUCCUCACUCGACCGAACUAUUCUUCAGCUUCCCAGCCCUGCAUACAUUUUGCAUCCGCCGCUGCACCUGGAUGGGGAUAAAUGUCAUUAAGAUCGAAGCUCCUUCUCUGUCAAUCUUUGAGGUAUGUCGGUGCAGGUAUGGGAAAGGAGAUGAAAGUUGUGAAAUCCAGAUUUUAGGAGGAGCCCCCAACCUUUCACAUGUGAAAUGGGCUAGUAAAGAUUUUCUUGAAAACUUCGUUCUGCCAACCCCUUCAUCAGUUUCUAAAGCGGUGCUCGACCAUUUUAAUGUACUCGAAGAUCUCUGGGUAGCUGGAAUUGGAGCUGUGAAGCUUUUGUUACUAGUGUCUAAUAUUACCCGUCUUGAGCUUUCCAUUGAUAUGGUUGAGUCAAAUAUUGCUUGGAAGAACGACGAUUAUGAACUAAUAGGGACAUUGCCUCCGUGCGUCAUGUGUCGCCUUAAAAAAAUUGAUCUCACCUAUGGUUUUGGGGCCGCAAUAGGGUUUCAUUUGAUGAGACUUCUACUGCAAAAUGGGCAUGAUCUUCAGCUGAUGAGUGUCCAUCUUCCUAAACUUUCCAGAUGUGCUAAGAAUCAGAUCAUGUUGAAGUUGAUCAUGGCUCCCCGAGCAUCUCCAUAUGUACGUAUUCAUACAAGUCUGAUAGAUGAUGAUGUUAUCAUUCAUGAGCUUUGUAAUUGA
Messenger RNA from Coffea arabica (coffee), 1242 nucleotides. Its product is annotated as F-box/LRR-repeat protein At3g26922. Gene Ontology annotation, molecular function: protein binding. Lineage: Eukaryota; Viridiplantae; Streptophyta; Magnoliopsida; Gentianales; Rubiaceae. The record is from RefSeq and is a predicted model, not a curated record.